GUCACCCCUCUUCUCCGCACCGUCGCCAUCCCUCUAUUUCUGCCCGGCUCGCGUUGCCGUCUUUCGUCAGUAGUCUUCGGUGCGUCGCGCGAUAUGUGACGUUUCGUGAUUCCGUAGUGCGUCACAGAAUUCGCGACGAUUCAAAUAAACAAAUUGAAAUCGACGCAGGAUUCCUGCGUGCGAGAAAUUGCAUUUAACAACGAAGUGUUUUCUCGCCCUUUCGUCGCGAAACAUCAUCAUCGAGACGCAAUAGCGUGUAUUAUUCACCGUUGAUAGAAAGGAAAGAGAGCGAGAGAGAGAGAGAGAGAGAGAGAGUAUAUCCCCUUUGAGAUCGUCGGAAUAGGAAGCUGAAAGCUAUCGGAUUUCUGAAAAUUUGUGAUAAGUGUAUGUACUAAUCCACGUACCAUCCCACUAGUGUCUGUUAUCUACGUACGUUAUCGUGAAUCGUCUGAAACCGAAUAUCGCCACCGAUGAGUCUCGCUUUAACGCGUGAACGAUCGAGAUCCUCGACGACGCGUGAGAUUCAAUAACGGCCGUGGUAUUAUCUAACGCGUCAUCUUUAAGCGAGAGUUAACUCCAUUGAUCGGUCCAGCUACGCAGAGGAGCAUAUAGUACGUUCGCGCUAACGUCGCCGCCCAAACCAGAGCGGACUCUUUGGCAUUUUUUUUGCUGCCAUGCUCUUAUUUCGCAAAAACGCGAGUGCAAUCUCGAGGAUUAUUCACGAAGACUCAUCAUUGUUCGCGAGGACCUGAACUCUCGAAAAGAAGUGUUGUAUAAAAACUGUCGGAUAUAAUUAUCGUUCGCGUGUUAUAAGGACAACCUUAAUAUCGUUAGGAUUCCAGAGUUUUUUAUCGUGAAAAGAACUGCAUCUCUUGUGAAGAGAAUUCGUCAAUCUGCCGAGGAUUAGCGGAGUUUGUUGACGGAUCACGUGUUUUCAUCUCGCGAUUUCUUGUCGAAAACCAGAAUCUCGCUACGGGAUGCUUCUCGGCGGUUGCAGAUAUUCAACCCAAAAUCAGAAUGUGCCGUCCACGAAAACUAGCAGCUGGAGUCCUUACAGUCCCUUUCGAAACACCAAUAAUAUGCCGUUGCAGGACAUUACAAUGAGUCAAACUAUGCCGUUGACAAAUGGUGGAAACACUAGAGCAUAUGGUGAGAAUCUUCCCGAGGACAAAACCGGUGCGACAAUGGCACGUUCGGGAAGUGGUGGAGGAGGAAGCGGAGGUGGCGGUGGUGGCGUGGGUUACGGUAGAACCAUAAAAGAAUACGAGGACGAGUUGAGCAGCUUGAAGAAGGAAAAUUUUCAGCUAAAAUUGCGAAUUUAUUUCCUGGAGGAAAAAAAUCCUACGAGAAGUGGUAUUAGUUCCUCCGAUGAAGAUAUAAUUAAGACGAAUGUGGAAUUAAAGGACGAGUUGGAAAAAUUAAGGAAGGAAUUGAUGGAGAAGCAAGUUCUUCUCAAUCAGGCAGCCACAGCUUUCAAAUUAUAUGAGGAGCAAAAAGCAUCGACGCGGGAUCAGUAUCAACAAUUACUUGAAAUAGAGCGAGAAAAAGUAACCAAGCUCGAGAGAGAAUUAGCAGAACUACGUGAAGGAGAGUUAGAUGCAUCUGCAUUUUACAAAGAAACUUUCGGUAUCACUCCGGAACAGGCGUUGAAAAAUGCGGAAAAAUUGCGACAGAUGGAAGAAAUGGUGGCUUCUCUCGAAGCAGAGGUGAAACAGACAAAUGUCACUUUGGAGGAGGAACGUUACUGGGCGGAGGAACUUGAGAACGAGAGGGAUCAAUUCAGGGAGCAGUUGGAUAUACAGACGCAACUGCGAGAGAAGGAGGACUGUGAUCGAGUGCGAAGUAUUGAGAAACUGCGCGAAGAAGUAAAGGAGUUGAAAGAGGAAUUACUCAAAAAGGACUCUAUUGUGCAACAGUACAAGGACAAUCUCAAUGAACGGGACAGGCUGUUGAAGCAGAAAAAUACGUUGCUGGAGGAAAAGUGUCGAAUGUACGAAGAGAUCAACCAAGUAUCCGAGAAAAGGAAAAAGCAGAUCAUUCAAUUGAGGACAUCCGUGAAAACACGCGAUGACGCCCUCGCAGAAAUCAACAAUAAGCAUCGAGCACUGUUAUUGCAGUACGAAAACUAUGGUAAGCGUUCUUCGCCGCCUAAUAGUCCUUUGGCUGUAACUUCGCUGGCGACUGCCGAAAAUUUAUCGCUAUUUGUGGGGCAGAAUAAAACUAAAUAUGAUGGUGCCAAUGAUCGCGAAUCGAGUACAAAAGAAAAUUCAGCGAGUUUGAAUUCACCCUUAGGCGGGGAUGGCAAAGAGAUUAGGCAGUUAAUCAAGGAAUUAGAAGAGCGAGAUAACGAAUUGAAACGGCAGGAGGAGACCAGAAAACAAUUGAUAUUAAAAUUGUGCAAUGCUCAGAAGCAGGUGGAAAAUUCGGAACAGAAAUUGAAAAAAUUAGAAGGCGAAUAUGACAAAGCCAUUAGGGCGAUACAAGGCUUCGUUGAACGCGAGCAACAUCUCCAGGAUAUAUAUUCCCGUAAGGAACAAAGGAUCUUGGAACUAGAAAAAGAAAUGCGUAAAGGAAGAAACAGUAACGAUCUCGUUUCGUUGAAGGAUCUCGGCAUCAAGAAUAUAGAAAACUCUCAAAAUGAUCCCUGCGAACAGCAACGUUUCGAAGAAAUGGAAAGCAAGAUCAACGACCUACGGGACCAAAUCGAGACAAUAAAAGCUGAGAAGAGUCUCUUGGAAAAACGGACGCAAGUCGAGUCUGAGGAACUUCAAGAACGUCUUCAUGAUAAGGAGCAAAGAAUUGAGAUUCUGGAGACAGAGAAGCAGAUUAUCACGGAAGAAUUAAAGGACAAAAUUGCCGAGCUCGAUAAGCUGAAGCACACUGAGGCAAACAGCGUUAAUGAAGUUACUACUACUAAUCAUUACAAUGAUACUCCGCAAAGAGAUGAAUUGCUUGAACAGCUGAACCAACAGAACGCUGAGAUCGAGGAGAAAAACCGCAAGAUCGAGCAGCUGACGAAAGAGUUGCAGGUGACGACUCAGAAUCUUCAGAAGCUGGUCAACACAGAACUCUGGAGUAAAAAUAAAGAAAUUGCCAAAUUACACAAUCACAUGACGGCAUCGUACGGCCACGACAGAAGUCGUAAUAAGUCCGAAACCGUCCAGGAAGCCGAUAAUUCGCAGCUGACAAAUCUGAUUCGCGAACUGAACGAAAUUGGUGUUAAAGUCAAUUUCGUUGACGAGACUGUGCAACUUGUUUACAUAAACGGAAAUGAAACGGUGAAUGUGAAGACGUUAAAUGAAUAUGUUCAGAGGUUGACUAAUCAACGAAAUGAUCUGGAAAAGGAAGUAGAUUAUCUGAAGUGGUUAAAACUCGUAGCAAAGCCUGAUAUCGCCGCGGAAAUCGAUGGCGAUUGUGGCAACGAGACGGAACGGGCGAAAAAAUACUGUGAACUGCUGCGUACGCAUCUGAAGGACUUGGUGAAAUUCAUGAAAGAGAUGCUACAGAGCGCUGAUCGCGCGGAUACCGUUGGUAAUGAACACAAGAAGAUUGUGCUAGACGUUUUGCUCAAUUCUAAGAUCUUGUCGAACGAUUUUGUGCGUGCUCUUGAAGGCAUGACCGUUCAGGACGAUGUGAUCGUGAAUGGCAGAAUGGAUGGUUCUGUAAAAAGGAGUCGAUCCGAAAACAUUGCGGAGACGACAAAGAAUCAGGCAUCGCAGUCAGAUUCUGAGACGUUUUCGGAACCCGAUCGAACCGUUUCCAUGGCUAGAAUUGGCCUGCAGGAAAUGCAGUAUAAGAAUCCCAGCCGUUCCAGAUUUACAAAGUACACGAAGACCUGCAGCGAUUCCGAAGACUCCGCAGACUACACUGUGCCUUACUACAAGACCUAUCAGAACGAUCUAAAUGAUUUGGACACGAGUUGCCAAAUACAAGAGCUGAAAGAAACAAAUAACAUGCUGUAUUCUGAGCUUAGCGCCCUAAGGAAUGAUUUGGUUACGAAAGUCUCUUUCGAUUGUACAAUUGAUGAAAAAUUAACUCUAUUUAUUACAAAAUUGGAGAAGUCCCAAAGGUUUUGUGAAAAGUUGCAAGCUUCCUUAGAAAAGAGAAUACACGAAUUUCACGUGUUAAGAAAGGAGAACAAACAAAAUAGCUUUCGCAAAACGCAAAUGGAGAAAAAAAUCAAUGACGUUGAGCAAAUGGCAAGUGAAAUGACAAAACAGAAAGCUGAAUUUUUGCAAUAUAAGGAAAACGAGAGGAAAACCAUGGAAACUUUAUUAACUCUCAACAAGGAAAACGAAUCGAUGCGAGUAGGAAUUAAACGGUUGGAAGAAGAGAACGAAACUGCCAAAACGACUAUAUCUACCUUGAGAAAAGAUCUGGACCAUCUUACUCUUUCGCAUAGUCAGAUACUUGUAGAGAAUACCAAGCUGACAAACGACAAAUUAAGACUUGAGCAAGAAAUAAGGAAAAUGGAGAAUCGAUACGACGUGAAUGUUCGUUCGCUGCAUGAUAAAUUCAGCAAAGAGAUAUUUGAUCUUAAUCAGAUCAAUGAUUCGCAUCGAGCAAGAGUGCAAGAGCUCGAAGCAACGAAUAAAGAGUUCAGAAGACAUAUGGCAGUGUGCGAGACUAGUGAUUCGGCACCGAGCUCGAGCGGCGUAUCGUCUAUACCUACAGACGUCACGCUCAAACAAACCUGCGAUAUUCUACAUGAAUAUCAACCUUAUAAUAACUUGCAAUAUUGGCAGUCGACAAAUUAUUAUACGCUUGGAGGACGUAGUAAAUCCAGCUGUUCGCCGGAUUUAGGAAUAGAAAGUGAUGCCGCCGUCACCACGAUAAGGCCUUUGAAAGAUACAUUGAAAAUCACAGAAUCUAUGACUAACUUAUUAAGUGAUGAAGAUAGUGGGAAUGGUAAUCACAGAGCUCGAGAUACAAACAGUGAAAGUCCAUUACCAAUAGAAGGUCUUGAUGAGGUAGAAACUUUGAAACAAGAAAAUGAAGCAUUGAAACGAAGACUGAUGAAAACUAGGAGAGCAUUAGAGGACACGUUUGAACACCUAUCAGCUUCAAAUAAGAAUAAAAAAAACGUUGAAAAGGCGAUAAUAAAGCAGCUUAUGGUUACUAGAAAUGUCCUAAAAAAAACGAGGACAUUUAAUGAACCUUCGGACAAUUAAUAGAGAUUGCAGACUGACAAAUCAAGAAAUAUUGCACAAAAAAAAUAGAGCACGAAAUUGUUACUCGUUGAAUUGUUCUCAUAGAUUAGCUAUUUAUUAAUGCAUGUUUUAUCUAUUUCUCAUUUAUCAUCUCUUCUCGUAUUUUCGAGAUGAGAAAACGAACAAUACAUAUCGGUACAAAAGAUUAUGAUACUCCUAGACAUAUUACAAAAAUUUCUAAACGAAAAAGAUUUUUAAGUGAGAAAUAUUUUCAUACAAAAAACGGAACGUGUUAUUUUCAUUACAAAAAAAAUAUAUAUACAUAUAUAUAUAUAUAUAUAUAUAUAUAUAUAUAUAAACGAAAGAAUUUAAGACGAAUUGUAUAUUGAGAUUUGUAUAUAUUUAUAUAGACGUAAUGAGAAAGAGACAUUUUUAUAGAUUUUCUUUCCAUGGAAAAUUGUUCUUCUAAGAGUUGAUGAUGGCGCGAAUCGCAUCGGCCUUGAAAUCAGUCUUCGUUCAUUGACCUAUUUUGCUUUGUGAAUAACAGAAAUUUGCGUAUGUGUGUAUAUAUAAUUAUUGCAUGUGUGUAUCAUUAUGUAGCAUCUGUACAUAAUACCACUUAAUAAAGUGCCAUUGAUAUUUAGAAA
This is a messenger RNA of Cataglyphis hispanica, 5797 nucleotides long. RefSeq names its product CDK5 regulatory subunit-associated protein 2 (gene cnn). The coding region runs from base 978 to 5171 and encodes 1397 amino acids. Gene Ontology annotation, cellular component: microtubule organizing center; pericentriolar material; microtubule plus-end. The record is from RefSeq and is a predicted model, not a curated record. Gene Ontology annotation, biological process: negative regulation of centriole replication; positive regulation of microtubule polymerization; chromosome segregation. NCBI's taxonomy places the organism in Eukaryota, Metazoa, Arthropoda, Insecta, Hymenoptera, Formicidae. The transcript has 16 exons. Gene Ontology annotation, molecular function: calmodulin binding; protein kinase binding; transcription cis-regulatory region binding.